AUGCGGCCCCUGACUCCCGCCGACCUCAACCCGGCCAUCCUCAACGUGCAGUAUGCCGUCCGGGGCGAGCUCGCCAUCAAGGCUGACGAGCUCAACGAAAAGCUCCGCUCGCUGGAGCACCAAGACAAGCUCCCGUUCAAGAGGGUCAUCAGCAGCAACAUCGGUAACCCCCAGCAGAAGGGUCUCGACCAGCCCCCAAUAACCUUCACGCGGCAGGUUGCCGCUCUCAUGGAAUACCCGCCCUUGGUAGACAUCGUGAAAGACAAGUGGCCAGCAGAUGUGAUUGCACGCGCGCAGGAGCUGCAGGCUGAGAUCGGCAGCGUCGGCGCGUACUCACAUAGCAAGGGCAUCCCGCUCAUCCGAAAACAUGUCUCGCAGUUCAUCACAGAGCGUGACGGGUACCCGAGUGACCCAGAAGACAUCUUCCUCACCGGCGGCGCGUCCGCGGGCGUCGCGCUGCUACUCAACACGCUCAUCACGCCACACGAGACCGGCAUCCUCAUCCCGAUCCCGCAGUACCCGCUCUACACGGCGACGCUCGCGCAGUGUAACGGUGUCGCGCUCCCGUACCAUCUCUCCGAGUCGGACGGCUGGUCGACGUCGCUCGAAGAGAUCCGCACGGCGCUCAAGCGGCCAGAGACGGACGGGAAGGGCGUGACGCCGCGCGCGCUGGUCGUGAUCAACCCAGGGAACCCGACCGGUGCGCUGCUCGACCGGAAGACGAUGGAGGAGCUUGUGCGGCUCUGCGAGGAGCACUCGCUCGUGCUGCUCGCGGACGAGGUCUACCAGGCGAACCUGCACCGCCCCGCGGAGCACCCGUUCCACUCGUUCAAGCAGGUCGUCCGCCAGCUCAACUCGCCCAUCCCCCUCGUGUCCUUCCACUCCAUCUCGAAGGGCGUCUUCGGCGAGUGCGGACGGAGAGGAGGCUACUUCGAGUGCUGCAACAUCCCCGCAGACAUCCGCGCGCUGCUCUACAAGAUGGUCUCCGUCGGGCUCUGUCCGCCGCUCUCGGGCCAAGUCGGUGUUGACUGCCUCGUGCGCCCGCCGAAGGCGGGCGAGCCGAGCCACUCGCUGUGGAAGCAGGAGACGGACAGCAUCCACGCGGCCCUCGCGCAGCGCACGAAGCUCAUGGCCGAGCGGCUGAACGCGCUCCCGGGCGUGUCCUGCGUGAACUCGCCAGGCGCGCUGUACCUCUACCCGAAGCUCGAGCUCCCGAAGAAGGCCAUCGAGGCCGCGCAAAACGUCGGGAAGGAGGCGGACACGCUGUACGCGCUGGAGCUACUGGAGGAGACGGGGAUCUGCGUCGUGCCCGGCUCGGGCUUCGGUCAGAAGGAGGGUGAGCACCAUUACCGGCUGACGUGCUUGUGUCCAGGUGUGGAGGAGUAUGUGGGGAUGCUGGAGAAGUUCCAUAUGGGCUUCCUGAAGAGGUACGAGGCUGUGUAAAGGCACAUUUCUCCACAGUUGGCAACUGCCUGUGAAUAGUAACUGCCCCAGAGUAAAUUGAUUCUGAGUGAUCAUGAUUGGUUGUCAUCUACCUUGUCAGAAUGUGUGAGGCCAGGUGUUUGACUGGGUGCCAACACAAUGUAGCUGUUGCUCAAGCCAGUAUGCACUACUGUGUGAUUGUCCAGCAGGCAUGCUGCCCAUGAGGUGGUCUUGCUGGUGGAAUCCUAUAAUGUGCAUGUUCAACAGUGACAACCACAGUGUAUGACAGUGGUAUACUCAGCUCUUGACUAUUCAUGUGAUGAGUACCUGGAGGAUGUGUU
Molecule: messenger RNA, 1763 nt
Organism: Fomitopsis serialis
Lineage: Eukaryota; Fungi; Basidiomycota; Agaricomycetes; Polyporales; Fomitopsidaceae
Product: transaminase
Exons: 3
Coding region: 1-1443 (480 amino acids)
Biological process (GO): biosynthetic process
Molecular function (GO): pyridoxal phosphate binding; L-alanine:2-oxoglutarate transaminase activity
Source: RefSeq, a predicted model, not a curated record